Molecule: messenger RNA, 2247 nt
Organism: Ostrea edulis (European flat oyster)
Lineage: Eukaryota; Metazoa; Mollusca; Bivalvia; Ostreida; Ostreidae
Exons: 12
Coding region: 182-1744 (520 amino acids)
Molecular function (GO): enzyme regulator activity; calcium ion binding
Source: RefSeq, a predicted model, not a curated record
UCCAAAACACGUCACAGACACAGGGUGCAUUUUUAGGUCGCUGAAUUCUGCCAAAGUUUAUAAAAAGAGGCACAUAUUUGCCAGUGAAUGUCGUGAAUAGACCUGUUUGACACGAGGUUUCAGUUCAUAAUCACUAGAUCACAGCACUUUACAUAAAACUCAUAAAGGAAGGACGCGUAUCAUGGCGGAUCAACUGACAGAAGAACAAAUAGCGGAAUUCAAAGAGGCUUUCAGCCUGUUUGAUAAAGACGGUGAUGGAACCAUUACAACAAAGGAAUUGGGGACAGUGAUGAGGUCACUGGGUCAGAAUCCCACAGAAGCAGAACUUCAGGAUAUGAUCAAUGAAGUGGAUGCUGAUGGAAACGGGACCAUUGAUUUUCCGGAAUUCCUAACUAUGAUGGCCAGGAAAAUGAAGGACUCUGAUUCAGAAGAUGAACUUAAGGAAGCUUUUCGUGUUUUUGAUAAAGAUGGAAAUGGUUUUAUAAGUGCUGCUGAGUUACGUCACGUGAUGACAAACUUGGGUGAAAAAUUAACAGAUGAAGAAGUUGACGAGAUGAUCAAAGAAGCUGACAUUGACGGAGAUGGACAAGUUAACUACGAAGAAUUCAAAGAAGCUUUCAGCCUUUUUGACAAAGACGGUGAUGGAACCAUUACAACAAAAGAAUUGGGGACAGUGAUGAGGUCACUGGGUCAGAAUCCCACAGAAGCAGAACUUCAGGAUAUGAUCAAUGAAGUGGAUGCUGAUGGAAACGGGACCAUUGAUUUCCCGGAAUUUUUAACUAUGAUGGCCAAGAAAAUGAAGGAAUCUGAUUCAGAAGAAGAGCUUAGGGAAGCUUUCCGUGUUUUUGAUAAAGAUGGAAAUGGUUUUAUAAGUGCUGCUGAGUUACGUCACGUGAUGACAAACUUGGGUGAAAAAUUAACAGAUGAAGAAGUUGACGAGAUGAUCAGAGAAGCUGACAUUGACGGAGAUGGACAAGUUAACUACGAUGAAUUCAAAGAGGCUUUCAGCCUGUUUGACAAAGACGGUGAUGGAACCAUUACAACAAAAGAAUUGGGGACAGUGAUGAGGUCACUGGGUCAGAAUCCCACCGAAGCAGAACUUCAGGAUAUGAUCAAUGAAGUGGAUGCUGAUGGAAACGGGACCAUUGAUUUCCCGGAAUUUUUAACUAUGAUGGCCAGGAAAAUGAAGGACUCUGAUUCAGAAGAAGAGAUUAGGGAAGCUUUCCGUGUUUUUGAUAAAGAUGGAAAUGGUUUUAUAAGUGCUGCUGAUCACCGAGUUUUACUUGUUUCUUUACAGGCAGAACAACUUUCUGAAGAACAAAUUGCAGAAUUCAAAGAGGCUUUCGGCCUAUUUGAUAAAGACGGUGAUGGAACCAUUACAACAAAAGAAUUGGGGACAGUGAUGAGGUCACUGGGUCAGAAUCCCACAGAAGCAGAACUUCAGGAUAUGAUCAAUGAAGUGGAUGCUGAUGGUAAUGGAACGAUUGAUUUUCCUGAAUUUCUUACAAUGAUGGCAAAGAAAAUGAAAGAUUCUGACUCCGAGGAAGAGAUGAAGGAAGCAUUCAAAGUAUUCGACAAAGACGGAAAUGGUUUUAUUAGUGCAGCAGAACUUCGUCACGUGAUGACGAAUCUAGGCGAGAAGUUGACAGAUGAAGAGGUUGACGAAAUGAUAAGGGAGGCAGAUAUAGAUGGCGACGGUCAAGUUAAUUAUGACGAAUUUGUAAAAAUGAUGACCAACAAGUAGAAUGCCGAGACUUCCCGAGCAGCUUGUGGGGCGAUGUGAGCAGUCCGUCCACUACACUGAAAUACUGCAGCAGUGUCUAUAGAAACGCGUCUUCUACAAUUGUCAUACCCAUUCAAAUUUAUCAAUUUGUAGCAUAUAAAUGUACAACAUAGAUUGCAUCAGACAGUCGUUCGGCUUAACUUUAAUUAACAUCACUAAUUAAAUGGAUUACAUAGGUGCGUUGCGAAACGAAUAUAUUAUAAUAGUGAUUUUGUGUUUAUUUAAUUGAUACGUUACAAUAUGAGUCUAAUGGACACAUGUAACAAAUAUUUAUUGACUUUUACACAUGUAACAAAUAUUUAUUGACUUUUCGCAUGUGUUGUAGUGGUGCGUUAUUCUUGUUUAGGAUUUUAAAAACAUGAAAUGAUUCUUUCUUGAAGUAUUUUUCAAAGUGUUUGUUAACAAGAUAAUAUUUGCAUUAUCACAUUUUCAGAGAUAUAAAUUAAUAUAUACAAAAUGGUGAA